This is a messenger RNA of Athalia rosae (coleseed sawfly), 1936 nucleotides long. RefSeq names its product adenylate cyclase type 5-like. Gene Ontology annotation, molecular function: adenylate cyclase activity. The record is from RefSeq and is a predicted model, not a curated record. Gene Ontology annotation, biological process: adenylate cyclase-activating G protein-coupled receptor signaling pathway; adenylate cyclase-inhibiting G protein-coupled receptor signaling pathway; intracellular signal transduction. Bases 231 to 1769 code for a protein of 512 amino acids. Lineage: Eukaryota; Metazoa; Arthropoda; Insecta; Hymenoptera; Athaliidae. The transcript is spliced from 10 exons.
UCUUCCCUGACCUCAAACUGCGGCGGUGGCAGCGGAAAAAAAGUAUCGGGGGAUCAGGGUUGUACGACGUGAACGGUGGGAGUGACAAGUGCAAAGUUGGUUACGUAAUUGAGAUGCGAUCGAAGUAGAAUUAACGAGAAUUCGGCAUGGAGUAGCGGCAACGAGAAGAGGAGAGGGAGGAGUCCUGCACGGGAGCGAGAGGCUUCUGGUGGGAAAUUCGAAUUCCGAAGAUGGAUAAGGUUGGAGCAGACUCGCCGAAGAGAGAAUGGACCCAGAGAUUGAGUCUGCGAGGGAGUCGACGAAGUCAUCAGGGAGAACUUCAAGGCUCCGUCGGCUACCGAACGACCGGUGGAACAUCAAAGACCACCAGGAGAUGGACGAGCCUUCGACAACACGUGACGCAAGGUGCGGCGACGGAUUGUUCGAAACCCGCGGUGGAAUUGCUGUUGCAGGAUCCCCCGAAUCAGUCGCGAUCGGGGACACCGGGAUCUCAACCGCACUCUCCGAACACCCCGAGAACACCUCGUACCCCGGUGAGGAAAUCAAACUGGGAGGUCAUAGAGCACUUCACCGGAGCGCCGCGACCUUCGAUCGUCACGGUUGGCCGAGGAUCCGAAGUCGGCGUGGGGCUCACGACGGGAAGAGAAGCGAUGAUGGAAGCUGCCGCGAAUGCCGGUUUGACGGAGCGCGGAUCUCGAUGUGCUUUGAGUCGAUUCCUCAGCACGCUCUGCGCCUCGCAUCGCUUCAAAAAUCUCCAGGUUGAAAUGCUCUACCAACGUUACUUCCUGCGCAUGAACCAGAGCAACAUGACCCACGUUUUGGGCUUACUCGCCGGCCUCGCUAUCGCUCUUGGUCUGCUACUCGUCCUUCGACUGUCCCUGAUAACGGCUGACCCAUUUUUGAACCUCGUCCAAGAGCCGCAACACCUCACAAUGGUUCUCACGCUCAUCGGAUGCCUCGCCGUUUACUCCGGACUCGUCGCUGCGAUUUCAAGGCCCGGGAUGAACGAAGUCUGGCUCGCUGGAAUCAGCGGCGCCGUUUUGGCGACGCUUUUGGCCCUGCAAGUCGCGUUGGGUCUACAUUUGGCGUAUCCCGAGAGUUUGACGGGAACGGGAACGGGAACGGGAACGGGAACGGGGACGGGAACGGGACAGGGAACGGGAACGGAAAUUAUUCCGAGCCUGGGUGGUCCCUUGGCCACGGGAUGGGCGGCUUGUUUCUUCAUUUACAUGGCCUAUGCACUCCUACCGAUAAGACUGAGGCACGCCUGCAUCGCUGGAAUUUUAUUCUCAAUAUCGCACUUCAUCUGCGUACUUAUUUUAUACCGACACGAGUACCCGGCAUUCGUUGCUCAGCUUUUCAGCUCUCUGGUCGUCGUCGGUGGCACCAAUGUCGCCGGCGCGCUGACUCAUCAUCCUCGCGAACUGGCUCAGAGACAAGCUUUCCUCGAGACGAGGCAAUGCGUCGAGGCUCGCCUAACUACACAGAGGGAGAACCAACAGCAGGAAAGACUCCUCCUCAGCGUUCUACCGAGACACGUAGCCAUGGAGAUGAAGGCCGACAUAGCCGGCAAACCGAAAGAUACGAUGUUUCACAAAAUCUACAUUCAGAGACACGAAAACGUCAGCAUUUUGUUCGCGGACAUCUGCGGAUUCACCUCAUUGUCCGACCAGUGCACCGCCGAGGAAUUGGUCAGGCUUUUGAACGAGCUUUUUGCCAGCUGGUGUAACCUUUUACACUAUCGAUAUAACAACCCCGAUCCCUCGUAAUAAGAGCGAUUCAACGAAGGGGUGGCUGUCGGAAAAUCAGACGUCUAAGUGCAUCGAAUAAGUCUACGGUUUUUUUCUGCCCUCGAGUAAAGACAUAGAAUGGGAUCUCGUUUCAAGUUAAUUUUCAUCGCUUUCCUGUCAUUUGGAAUAAAGUUCCUUUUCGUUUA